GAUGAAUUUUUAUUAAUUUUUCAUGAGAACCCCGGACGUGCCAGUAUGGCGCUGACCAUGUUUGAGGGGGACUUCGCUGUCUGAAAGUUUGCAUGAUAAACCCCGACAAAGCCCGCUUGAUAAUCAUAUUAUGGCCCAGAAUAAGAAAGAACCAUCUAGGCUUUUGACUCAGACGGUCAUAGAUGCCAGAGAUGAGCUUGAUGAGAGAUUAGAAAAGUGUUACAGUAUAGUAACUUCAAUCAUCACAGGACUUUCUGAAAGACAGAUUAAUGAUGCACUCAAUGCUUAUGUAUGUAAAGGUAGCCAGCAACAUGAAGAAGUACAGCUUGGGCUACUCUAUAUGAUAUUGGUUGAUCAAAAACAAGCAGCAAGAGCAUAUCGUGAUAUGAUGUUAAUUAGCAGAGAUGGACUAACUUUUGUAUUAACAAGGACUAAUCAGCUGAUUUUUGAAAAAUGGCUGAAGCUACAGGAUACUCCAAGAACACAGAUUGUGUGGUUUUGCAAAGAACUAGUCAAAAACUCUGUAAAUGGAACUGAGAGUGUGUGCAACUCAUUAUUGAGGCAGAUUGCUGGUGGUGAUAUUUCUCCUAAAAAUGUCUGGUUGGCUGAGAGUAUGUUGGAUAUGUUUAUGGAACAUAGGCCUUGGUUAGACAAAAUAGCUGGUCUUCUAGCAACAGUAGUGUACACAUAUUUAAGGGUUAUAGUAGACCAUAAUGGUGCUGCCUAUGAGAGUUUGAGAAAGAGGGAGGUGGAAUUUACAGUCUCUUUAUUAAGAGAAAAGUGGAUGGAAUGUGCUCCUAUUGGCCGAGACUUGGUGAGGUUAUUACAGAAUGUAGCAAGAAUACCAGAGUUUUACAAACUUUGGCAAGAGAUUCUCAACAAUCCAACUGCCUUGAGUUCACAGUUUACAGGUAUAUCUCAGCUGCUAAAAACAAGAACUUCUAGAAAAUUUCUUAUAUCAAGACUUACCCCUGAUAUGGAAACAAAGUUGGCUUUUCUGCUUACAAAAUCCAAUGUGGCAGCUUCUAAUGCAAAAUUGUCCCUCUUUUAUGACUGGUUGUUUUUUGACCCUGAGAAAGACAGCAUAAUGAACAUAGAGCCGUGUAUUCUUGUGAUGUACCACUCCAUCAGGCCACACCCUGCAAUUACAGCAACAUUGCUGGACUUCAUGUGCAGGAUCAUCCCCAACUUCCACCCUUCACUAGUAGAUCAAGUGAGACAAGGCAUUUACAAAUCAUUGAGGAGCAUUUUAGAAAAGCGUGUACUUGCGUCAAUAUCUCCAUUAUUUGAUAAUCCAAAGCUAGACAAGGAAUUGCGGGCCAUGAUAAGAGAGCAGUUCACAGAAUUUUGUUCUGUGGAAGUGAAAGAAGAAGUGAACAAUGGUAAAGAGGUUGCAGAGAAUGAUAGCAAUCAUCAUCCUCGUCUAAACCACUCUGACAGCAUUCCUGAUGCAGCCUUCAGUGAUGAGGAGGAUGACAUACCAUUAGGGAAGUUAAGAUCUGAAAUGAAAUUUAGACCAAUCAAAGAGCCACCCAAAUAUAAGCCAGUUGAUAUCACAGACUACAUAGAUCAGCUGCCAGAUGGAGAUAUGAAAGCUAGUGUAUUGGAGUUGCAGAAUGAAACUGAUAAUGAAAUUCAGUGUGAAGUGAUGGAAAAGUUGACGCAGGCUGUCAUUCAAGAGGAUGACUUUGACCAGGAGGUCGCUAUAACUCUGGCCACAUGUCUCUGUCAGCUUCUUGUCAAUCAACUCAAUAAUAAUCUNUAUAAUGAUGACUUUGACCAGGAGGUCGCUAUAACUCUGGCCACAUGUCUCUGUCAGCUUCUUGUCAAUCAACUCAAUAACAAUCUCUUUCCACAAGUUGUAGACGAGGAGUCCGUGGAAGAUUCAAUAGGAUCACCUUUGUUUGUGCUAUUUAGAAAUUUAUGUCAAACUCCAGAGGAAGAUCCUAGUCGGCAGCCUUUACUUACAUUAAUUGGUGAAAUGUAUGCCAAGCAAUCUAGAAUAGGCUAUUAUAUGCUUUACUACUUAAAAGUAGGGAAAAUUGUGGAUGACAAGAUGUCAACAUACAAAGAUUUUUGCAAAACUUUAGAAAACAGAGAUAUUGAGUCCUGUUUAAUGACAGACCUAAGAUUAUGUCAAGAGGAUGACGUGCGAUUGUUCACCUAUCUCAUCCCAGACAUCUAUACUCAGUUUCCAAAUAUUGCAAUUGGGAGUGCAGAGCUUCUUCAUCUUAUUGUGUCUUCCAUUGAUGGUUCUCAGCUUCAGGAUCUAGUAUGUCAAAUACUCCAGGGGCAUCUCAUCAUGUUCAGGAAAGACUCAUUCCUCUCUAUUCUAAAUGCCAGUUUAGAAUGGGAGACAAUAGAGCAAUACUUUCUUUGGCAGCUUAUUGCAGCACACAACAUACCUGUGGAGCACAUCAUGCCAAUUCUUCCAAAGUUAGAGUUCCAAACUCAUGCAGAAGCCUUGUCAAGCAUCCUUAUACAGCUGAAGCAGGAAUGCCCAUCUGCAGAAUUGCUAAGGCCAAUAUUUUGCCGUGAGUGCAAGAAGCAUGACUACUUCUCUGUGUCCAUACUUAAAUAUUGGGCCCAAGAAUAUGAAGAUAAACUGGCAGAUUUGGUGCUUGCUCAAAUAUCCAAGUCAAAUCCAUCCACACCAAACAGGAAAAGGCAAAGAAGUACAUCAACAAGUAUAUCAGCAAACAAAAAGGAGAAUCCAACAAUUGAACAAACUCUGUCUCACUUAGAUCACAUGAGACAAGUUUGUCGAAAUAUUUCAUUCAUUACACAUGAAUCAAUGCAACAGGCUCUCCAGUAUGUUCAGUGUAAUUGCACAGAUUCAAUAAAGAUGAAGUAUGGUGAUUUAUUAGCCUUAGCAGAAGAUUUUGAAGAUGUAAAAACCACACGUGUUCUCAGAGGACGAACUAAAGCUAAUAUUAGUCCCAAACCAACUGCCAGCAAGCAGAAGAAAUCACCAGCCCAAGCACCAAGUGAUAGCUCUUCAGAGAGUAGCGAGGAUGAAAUUGUCAAACCAAAAACGAAGAAGAGGAAACGAGGAGCAACGCCACUUGAUGAAGAUGAAGAUGAUUGAGGAAUUGAACAAAGAAAUUUUAAUCUUAAAAAUACUUUUUUAAAUCUUGCUGGAGAGAAAAAAAAAUAACAAUGAUUACAUAUGGCAAUACUUCCACAGUCAUUUUCAAUGGUGCAUUGCUUUAAUAGUAUAUACCAUACCAUGCAUCAGUAGAUUUAUUGAAUGCACAUAGUGCAGCAGUUGAUUUUCUGGUUUGAGAAGAAGCCAAAACUGUUACAGCAACUUUUAGGUGGUGAUCAAGUUUUGAAUAUAAUAAACUUUCCAGGUUGUAACUGUGGAUGUCAUGUGUAUAGCAUAUUUAAUUUUUCAACAUAUACAGUACCUUUGUGUCCACAGAAGACUGGCUUGACCAAUAUUGCGUUUUACAUGUAUAAAGCCAGGAAAAAUGUACAUUUUCAAAGUUUAUAUUGGUUUUCUGUCUUUGUAAUUUACAAAAACAUAAGUGCAAUUGAAAAGCACUUUGUUCAGCAAUUAAAUAAAGAUAUCUUUUUGCAUUUAUUUUUUUUU
Molecule: messenger RNA, 3595 nt
Organism: Lingula anatina
Lineage: Eukaryota; Metazoa; Brachiopoda; Lingulata; Lingulida; Lingulidae
Product: integrator complex subunit 3
Cellular component (GO): cytoplasm
Source: RefSeq, a predicted model, not a curated record